Molecule: messenger RNA, 817 nt
Organism: Saccoglossus kowalevskii
Lineage: Eukaryota; Metazoa; Hemichordata; Enteropneusta; Harrimaniidae
Product: carbonic anhydrase 13-like
Cellular component (GO): cytoplasm
Molecular function (GO): carbonate dehydratase activity; zinc ion binding
Source: RefSeq, a predicted model, not a curated record
UCUACUGAAGGCGAACAUGUCGCAAAUAAACUGGAGUUAUCAUGGAGAAACAGGAAUCGACGACUGGCACAACUUCUUCCCAGCCGCCAAGGGAAAACACCAAUCUCCAAUAGGGAUAUCAUCGCAUCAGACAAAAUACGAUUCAACAUUACCGUGUUUGAAGUACAAAUAUAAUGCAGGUGCUACGAAAUCCGUUACAAAUAAUGGUCAUUCGUUCAAUGUGUCUGUCGACAGUAACGAAUCUGAGUUGUGUGGCGGUCCUCUGAAAUACCGUUAUAAGAUGGCUGGUUUCCAUGCACACUGGGGUCUCACUGAAGCCACCGGCUCCGAACAUACGGUCGACGGCAUCCCAUAUGCCGGAGAGUUCCACUUAGUACAUUGGAAUAGCGAUCUCUUUAACAGUAUGGAAGAAGCUAUGUCACAACAAAACGGCAUUGCUGUACUUGGCGUUUUUGUACGGGUUGGAAAAGAACACAGUCAAAUCCAGUCUUUGCUGAGAAACUUUCAAAAGAUCCGAUUUAAUGGUGACAGUUGCGCAGUUGAAGGUGGAUUUGAUCCAUCGUGUUUAUUGCCAGAUAAUAUUCUUGACUAUUGGACCUACCAAGGAUCGCUUACAACUCCGCCAUGUUAUGAAACUGUAUCUUGGAUUGUGUUUAAAGAACCAAUCGAAUUAUCCUCUUCACAGUUAGAAAUUUUCAGAACACUUCACAUUAGUGCGGAGAACCAACAACUGCCUGGGGACAACGACCACAUGGUAAACAACUACAGACCGACACAGGAAUUAAAUGGAAGAGAGGUCACCUCAACAUUUGCAUGA